ACAUCAAUGAGGUAAAGACACGGCUGUCGACGCUGCUGUAGUUCUUCUCUCCCUCUCUCUCUCUAUCUCUCUAUAUAUCUCUCUCUCGCUAUCUCUCUAUAUCUCUCGCUCUCUCUCUCGCGCUCUCUCUCUCUCUCUCUCUAUAUAUAUAUAUAUCGCUCUCUCUUUCUCUCUCUCCCUCUCUCUCUAUAUCUCUCUCUCUCUCUCCGCUGAGCGCGUUGACCAACCUCGUCCACGCGUCAGAGAGCGAUGUCUUAAUAGUCACACAGCGAGAAAGAAAGUAAUUUGUGGAGACAAAGGAGAGAGGAACUAUGAAGCACUGAGAUCGCAACGAUUUCCCCCGACCCAACAUCUGGAUUUGAGUUAUUGGAUAAACUUGUAGGAUGCUUUUGUUUUUCUACAUUUAGUUAUGAUUGUUGGUACCACAAGAUAUUUGUUGUGCAGAACUUGAAGUGUGGCAAGAAAGUAUCCAUGAGAACAGAUUAGAGUACAAUAUUGUUUUAAAGGUAAUCGCUAGGGAUUAUAAUUGAUAAAAACGUGGAAAGCCAAUAGAAGCUGUCCGGUUGUGAAGCUCUUUAUCGAGUAUUUUGGGGGUAACUCGCACAUACAGAGGAAUGUUGCCCCGGCUCGAAAAUGUGAUCCAGCUCCUGGCGCUGGCGUGCGGACUGUUCUUUGGAGUUGUUUCAACGGAAAACGAAGUAAAAGCAGAGGUGUGGCUGCAGCAGUAUGGCUACCUACCCCCGGGUGAUGUCCGAGCCCAGGCUAUCCGUUCUCCCAAGUCCAUCACCACAGCCAUCACAGCCAUGCAGAGGUUCUACGGCCUCGCCGUCACCGGCUCCAUCGACAUCAACACCCUACAAGCGAUGAAGCGGCCGCGUUGUGGCGUCCCGGACAAGUUUGGCUCUGAGCUGAAGAGCAACCUGAGGAGGAAGAGAUACGCCGUACAGGGGCUGAAGUGGGACAAACAAGAGGUCACAUUCAGCAUACAGAACUACACCCCUAAGAUUGGGGAGUACGCUACAUACGAGGCCAUCCGCCGGGCUUUUAAGGUGUGGGAGGCCGCCAUCCCGCUCCGCUUCCGAGAGAUCCCUUACAGCCACAUCCGGGACAAGGUCGACAAGUACGCUGACAUCAUGCUCUCCUUCUCCGAGGGUUUCCACGGCGACAGCACGCCGUUCGACGGCGAGGGCGGCUUCCUGGCUCACGCGUACUUCCCCGGGAAUGGGAUAGGGGGUGACACGCACUUCGACAACGCCGAACCCUGGACGACCGGCUACGUCGACCAAGGAGGUAAUGAUGUGUUCCUGGUUGCGGUCCAUGAGUUGGGUCACGCCCUGGGUCUAGAACACUCCAACGACCCGUCUGCCAUCAUGGCUCCAUUCUACCAGUGGAUGGACACAGAGAACUUCCAGCUGCCUGAUGACGAUCGCCAUGGCAUCCAGGCAAUCUAUGGGUCGUCCGGAGCGCCACCCCCUCCCCCCCGCCCCACCAGACCCUCCAAGCCAGACCAGCCUGGACUCGGACCAGACGUCUGCGAGGGACACUUCGACUCCAUCGCCAUCCUCAGGGGGGAGAUGUUUGUCUUUAAGGAUAAAUGGCUGUGGCGUGUGCGGAACAACAAGGUUCUCCAGGGUUACCCCAUGCCCAUUGGUCACUUCUGGAAGGGACUGCCACCAAACAUCAACGCCGCCUACGAGAGGAACGAUGGCAAAUUUGUGUUCUUCAAGGGUGACAAGUACUGGGUGUUCACAGAGUCCAGUAUGGAACAGGGUUACCCUAAGACUCUGAAGGAGCUGGGCACAGGGCUGCCCAAAGACAAGCUGGACGCUGCCCUCUUCUACACCCCCACCGGACAGACAUACUACUUCAGAGGGACCAAGUAUUACCGUUUCAAUGAGCAGUCCCAGACUGUGGACAGAGACUACCCCAAACCCAUCAACACAUGGCAGGGUGUCCCCGACAACAUCAAGGCUGCCAUCAUGAGCGAAGAAGGAUCCUACACCUACUUCUAUAAAGCCAACAAGUACUGGAAGUUCAACAACCAACACAUGAGGGUGGAGUCGGGCUACCCCAAGUCGGUGCUCAGCGAAUGGAUGGGCUGUGCAGGGGAGGAGCCAAAGAAGCGGGACGGCAAGGAGGAAGUCAUCAUCAUCGAGGUGGAGGAGGGAGAAGGCGGGGCCACGGCGGCGGCCGUGGUGAUCCCCCUCCUCCUAUUGGUCUGCGUGGUCCUCACUCUGGGAGCCCUGCUGUUCUUCAGGAAGUACGGGACGCCACGACGUCUCCUCUACUGCCAGAGAUCUCUACUGACUAAGGUUUAGAGACGCACUGAAUGAACCAAUGACGCAGAGGGACUGAGAGAGAUAAAGUGUCUGAACGAAUUGAAAGAUUAAAAGAAAGAGGGGAGAGGGAGGGACAGGGUGAGGAAACAGAGGAGGAAAGGGGGGUGAAAGAAGUUGGAUUGUGUGGUAAGCGAGAAGAGGUAAUGUCAUGAGGGGUUGGUUGGUUGGUUGGUUGGACGUUGGGGUUUGGUCCAUUGGUUGGGUUGUAUAUACCACAGACAGAGGAUGAGAGAGAGAAUCUGAAUUAGGAAAGAUGUGUAUUUGUAUGUUACCUAUUUACAUGUACAGCUCUGCGGGUUUGAGAUCUGGACCAGGCCCCAACACACAAAGAGAUGAUGAUGAUUGUGACCAACAUCCUGUGUAGUUGACACCCCAUCUGCAAUACAUCUACUAUCAUGUUCCUCCCUCUAUUCUAUCCCUUCUCCCCUUUGUUUUCCUCCUCUCCUAAAUCCUCCCUCACAUCUGCUUGACAACUCCAGCUGAACCGCUGUCUGAAUUAAAUGUUUCACCCUGCAGUAUAUAAUAUACUUUCUUGUUUCAUUUUUGAUUUCGCUCUCAAAUCAGGCAUGAUCACAAACAAUCAUCUCUCUCCUCCUUGUUUCCCCCCUGUGCUCCAGCUACAGUGGCACAUAGCCACCACAGGAGAUUGUUGGCACCUUAAUUGGGGAGGACGGGCUUGUGGUAAUGGCUGGAGCGGAAUAGGCGGAAUGGUAUCAAACACGUGGUUUAUAUGUGCAUGAUGCCAUUCCAUUCGCUCCGUUCCAGACAAUAUUAUGAGCCGCCCUCCCCUCCACUGAUAACCACAUCAGGUCUUAUAGCUGUUGCAAAGGACAUGUAAUAGGGUGCUCUCCCUACCCAGGGCUGAAAUGAGAAAUGAAGGCCAUGUCAGGAAGAGAGGGUCCAAGAUGGCUGCCGUUUAUACACAUUGACAAUGACAUUUGACCUCUGUAGUAGUCCACAAAAUGUUUUUAUUUUCCUCCCAGCUGCUGUACAUGUUUCUCUGUACACCUCUGUUUCAACCAUAUCUCAAAUUGCUCAAGCCCUCAGUACAGAGCCUGGUCUCAGUAAGCAGUCAAAGUUGGAUGGAAUUAAAGUAGCCAUUUUUACUCAAUUAAAGCCAGUUUCAAUGUUACUAGAAAGAAAAGCGGUGUAGUUAGAUUACAUAGUACCCUCUCCAAAUGCUGAUGUCUUAUCGUGGUCUUUUUUUGUUUUGGUAGCAUCAUUGUAAGAAAUGUUGUUGUUAUUAUUAUGACUAUAGUUAUUAUUAUUGUUGUUCUCCGGGCGUAGUCCUUUGGUAAAUUGUGUUUGUUUUUAUACAUUGUCAUUUUGAGUCCUGCUGGACAGAGGCUAUAACGUGACAUGGGUUGAAUCUAAAUGGAUCCCAUUUUUCCAUUGAAGUGGUGGACUUGGACAGUACAGAGGGGGUAUUUUAAGAUUUUGGAAAAUGUUUCCUUUUUUUCGAAACACUUAUUUUCCCAUUGAUUGGUUGGCAUAUAAAGACAAUCAAACAAAUCUAUUUAUAAGUCAUUCUGAUGGUGCUUCAUGUUUUUUUUUUUGUAUUACACAAAUCAAAUAACAAUAACAACAAUGAUAAUGGUAAUGAUAUUUAUAAUGAUAAUGAUAUCAAUAAAAAAGGGAAUACAUUUUGUUUUGGCCAAUUUUUCAACUUUUUGUAUUUCAUGCAUUAAAUUGAAAUAAAAAAAUAUUUUCUAAAA
Oncorhynchus kisutch (coho salmon) is the source of this 4054-nucleotide messenger RNA. RefSeq names its product matrix metalloproteinase-14-like. The record is from RefSeq and is a predicted model, not a curated record. The transcript is spliced from 10 exons. The coding region runs from base 615 to 2318 and encodes 567 amino acids. Gene Ontology annotation, cellular component: plasma membrane; extracellular matrix. Gene Ontology annotation, biological process: collagen catabolic process; zymogen activation; extracellular matrix organization. Gene Ontology annotation, molecular function: metalloendopeptidase activity; zinc ion binding. NCBI's taxonomy places the organism in Eukaryota, Metazoa, Chordata, Actinopteri, Salmoniformes, Salmonidae.